GCCGGUCGCGGCGCGUCACUAUAAUGUGGUUAGUCAGUGAGCGCCGGGGUCGUCCCGACGGCGAGAGCGAGGACUUGAGGAGCGUAGGAGAGCGCUGUCCGCUCAGCAGCCGCGCCGGCCACAGCACGGUGGAGUUCAAGAGCGCGGCGUGCGCGGGGGCUGGCGAGCCACCCGCGCCGCCUCUCGCAGCCCUGCCGGACCCGCAACAGUUCAACAUCUUCCCGGCUUUCUUCAGCCGACAGCUCAACUUCACGGGCGGAGGAGGGUGUGGGCAAGGCUCCAAAAUCAUGGAAGAGCUGAGGCCGAACCUGGUUGGAGGGCUGCUUGGAGUCCCAGGGUUGCUGGAUGAGCAUCAGUCUGACGCGAAGUUCUUGCCGUCUGGUGGAGAAAGUAAAUACACUCCGGAUAAAGGCAGGAAGUGCAGCAACGCGUCGUCGUCGUCGGCUGAGGAGUUUGGUGGGCUGUACGGUGGCGAUCAUGCUGCGACGCCCCCGGCACCACCACUCAGCCGUUCCUUACAAGAUCACUCAGCGGAAGGUGCUUUCAAAAAGUUAAAACCAGAGCCCGGCGGGAACAACACGGGGUCGGGAGCGUCAGCACUGUCCCCGGCCCUGGGCCCCCAGCACGCGGGGCACACCCCCACCACCGCGUCCUGUCCCACGCCGGCGAGGAGGAGACAUAGGACGACCUUCACUCAGGAACAAUUAGCAGAAUUAGAAGCAGCGUUCGCGAAGUCCCACUACCCAGACAUCUAUUGCAGGGAGGAGCUCGCGAGGACCACCAAACUCAAUGAAGCGAGGAUACAGGUGUGGUUUCAAAACCGGCGAGCAAAGUACCGCAAGCAAGAGAAGCAGCUGCAAAAAGCCUUAGCACCGUCCGUGUUGCCUGGCUGCAAUGGCAUGAUGAGGAACAUCCAAGGCUACCGAGGCUACCAGCCAUACCCGCAUCCUAACACCAUCAACCGGUAUCCGCAGCACCACGGCAGUUACGAGGAGCUUCAGAAGGAUAUCUUCUCGCUGUCCCAGAUGGGGGGCGGCUCGUACCCCAUGCCCCAGGGCUUCUCCAUGGGGCACUCCGCCAACAUGAGCGCCGUGGGCAUGAGGCAGGACACCAUGGGCAUGAGCGCCGAGGACGAGUGGUAUAAUAAGUCCCUCUCUGCUCUCCGGAUGAACAGUGGUCACCACGCGAACCUAGCUGCAGCCCCAAUGCUGCAAUACCAGACCUAAUCGCUGCUGCAUGGCGCCGACUACUCCCCGGCGCCUGCGCAUGACUACGCAUCACCAUAGUCAGCGAGCAAUGGAUAAUAUUAUUAUGUUAUAUGCGACAUUCUUGAAAUUCUAUUGCGCGUAUAAUAAAGGACGUAUGUGGUGGUUUUGUGUGUGGAUAAAAGGACAGUGGAAGCGUGUCUUAUUUUGGGAGAAAAAAUAUAUUUAUCAAAACGGAAACAAUGAACAUAUCGCACUUAAUAGCACUUUAGGCGAUCAAUUUGUGGAAUUUUAUAACGAAAUCUGAAAAGAAUUAAUUUACUUUGUUGGUAUUAAUGCAUUUUUAUUGUUUUCAACGAUAUAAAUUGUGUAGUGGAAAUCUAAAUUUCACCUCAAAAUUAAAUCUUAUGCAGUGAGCUGACAACUACACAAGUGCAUCCAUUUCUUAUUUCUUCCCUAGGUAAAAUUAAAUCAUCACAUUUUUGUAAUUUUAAAACAGUUCCUAUGGCAUCGAUGUGCGAUUAAUUUGGAUGUCUUUAAAUAAAUGUAUUUUUUGAAUUUCAUAAAAUGAUUAAAUAAUUUCACAAAAUAAUUGUCAUCAAAAUAAAAAAAAAAUAUUACGAUAAAAAUGUAUGUACAUAAAAGCGCAUUAUUUCAGAACUUAUUCUUUAUUAAAGUUUAAAAAAAAAUCAAACGAGAUGUUUAAUAAAUAGUUAUAUAUAGGGACAAAUAGUGUUUUAUUUAUUAAGUAAUAUUUGUUUCAAGAUACGGAUAUUGUGUAUGCUAGUCAUAUUGUACAGUUAUUUUAAAUCAAUCUACUAAUAAGAACAAAUUCACAUCUGUGGAUUUCUUGAUUGUUGUAUUGAUUGAUUGAUUGAUUGAUUGAUUGAUUGAUUGAUUGAUUGAUUGAUUGAUUGAUAUUUAUGUAUUUCUAAAUAAUUCAUUGACACCUACUGAAUUUGAAUUUUAUUAAGUUUAAUUUAAUAAUUAAUUUUGUGCUGUAUAAUUGAAAAUCCUGUAGGUGUCAAUUUUGGACUAAUUUGCGAAACAAACUCUGUAAAUACUCGUUUUGCAUGAUAAAAGAUAAAUUAAGGUGUUAACAGCUCAACGAUGUGUAAUAUUAACUAUCAAUUAGUGUAAUAUUAAGAGGCCAUUUCACGUAAUAUAACAAAUAUACCGAAGACGAAUCUAGUCAAUCGAGUUUCCUACAAUUAUGUCAUUACAUUAUAAAUAAAAUCUCAGUAUAGUCUAAUAGAAUAACUCAAAAUGCUUCAUCAUGCGUUCAAUCUAAAUCAUUAUAUUUAUUUAAUAAUAUAUGUGCUUUCUACAAUCUACACAAUAAACAAUACGAAUAUUAUAUGUUAUUUAUUAUAUUAAUAUACUACUAAAGCUUUUUAUCCUAUGUGUUUUGAGAAAAUAUUCACUAGUGCUGGUUGAUACAGUAAGUGAUUUAGAUUAAGUGAGUGAUGAACAUGGAAUAUUAUGGUUUGGAUUUUGUAAGAUAUAUACAAAGCCAUAUCAAUUAAGACUGUUUCGGAGAUCUCGCCAUAUGGCCAUCCUGUGCAUUUAAUGUAAAUAUAAUAUAAGGAACUUGUCUAAAUAUGAACAUGUGUAAAAUGAAAUAAAUUGUC
Plodia interpunctella (Indianmeal moth) is the source of this 2836-nucleotide messenger RNA. RefSeq lists its product as uncharacterized. The record is from RefSeq and is a predicted model, not a curated record. Gene Ontology annotation, molecular function: RNA polymerase II transcription regulatory region sequence-specific DNA binding; DNA-binding transcription factor activity, RNA polymerase II-specific. The transcript has 6 exons. Bases 24 to 1226 code for a protein of 400 amino acids. Lineage: Eukaryota; Metazoa; Arthropoda; Insecta; Lepidoptera; Pyralidae. Gene Ontology annotation, biological process: regulation of transcription by RNA polymerase II.